Messenger RNA from Acanthochromis polyacanthus (spiny chromis), 1522 nucleotides. It is a transcript of the gene etfbkmt, whose product is annotated as electron transfer flavoprotein subunit beta lysine methyltransferase. The record is from RefSeq and is a predicted model, not a curated record. NCBI's taxonomy places the organism in Eukaryota, Metazoa, Chordata, Actinopteri, Pomacentridae. Gene Ontology annotation, molecular function: protein-lysine N-methyltransferase activity. Gene Ontology annotation, biological process: peptidyl-lysine trimethylation. The transcript has 3 exons. Gene Ontology annotation, cellular component: mitochondrial matrix. The coding region runs from base 455 to 1219 and encodes 254 amino acids.
AUGAAUGCUGUUCUUAGUGCAGAAAGUACUGAACAUAUCCACUGGAAUACUGUAUACUGCACAGGAGUGGAGGGAUGACUCAGCUGUUUAUAAAGGUUUAAAUGCGCAUUAUAAAUAAUUUUGACGUUGAGUACAAACACCGGAAAACAAUCUAUUGUCGAGCGGAACCAAAGUUGUGUGCCAUGUUUCCAGACGGUCGACGGAACGUCUGUCCGACUUUAUUUUGCGUUCGUGUGGAAAACCAGCAAAUUGGGAGCUAAAUGCGUUUUUUUUUUUAAGUUUGUUAACGUGAAUGCGACUUUUUUGGUGUUUAAAUGCUUUUAUUUUUGCGACCACAACAAAACAUUUGUUAACUCCAGCAAGAAACAUAAAACAUUACUCAAAUUAGCAUCUUUGUGGCUAAUAUGACUGAUAGCAGCCCUAACUAGCUCAGUUUUCCAGCAACUUUCUGAUCAUGUCGGGACUUUUUAUCACCCGAACGUGUUCUGGUCGACUCAAACUAUUUCACAAACUAUUCUCACAGACAAGAACCCUGUCAAAAAGCUGCCAGUCUGACGAGAACAUCCGGAGGUUUAUUUCAGAGAACACUGAAGUGGUCGGAGGACAGAGUCUGACCCCGGAGAUCAAACUGAGAUUAUUCACCCCAGACUGCAGGUUCUGGACAGAAAGACCAGAGCUGUGGCCCUUUGAGGACCCCUAUUGGGCCAUUUAUUGGCCCGGAGGACAGGCACUCUCCAGGUUCGUCCUGGAUCGCCCGGAGGUCUGUCGGGGUCGGACGGUGCUGGAUCUGGGGAGCGGAUGUGGAGCUUCCUCCAUCGCUGCACAGCUCUGCGGUGCUGCUCAUGUAGUGGCUAAUGACAUUGACAGUGUUGCAGCUGUUGCGACUCACAUGAACUGUGAGCUGAACGGCGUGGAGUCCCCUGUUUGUGUGACUGACAACCUGAUUGGUUCAGAUCCCGACGGCUUCGACCUGAUCCUCCUUGGUGACAUGUUCUAUGACGAGGCGCUCGCCACCAGCCUUCACAGCUGGUUGGACCGCUGCAUCCAAGUCCACGGCACCAGAGUUCUGAUCGGAGAUCCUGGACGAGCGCAGUUUGAGGGACAUAACAUCCGACGGCUGCUGCAUCAGAUGGCUCAGUUCGAGCUGCCCGAGUCUGUCAGAGAGGAGAACUACGGUCUGACCUGCAGCAGCGUUUGGUGCUACAAUCCUGAACUCUGAGGACAACAGAGGAUCAGCUGCACUUUAUCAGUUAAAUCUGGCACAUGUACUCACCUGAAUAUAACUCAAUGAGGAGCUAUGAGAUUAUUUUGUUGCCAUUUUCUACUUAGGGUCACUCAGCUUUAUCUGGACUAGUAAUGCCAACAACUACCUCAGCUACCCAGAAAACUGUGUGAAGUUUGCAUGAACAAUAUGACGAAGCAAUAUGUUUAUUGGUGGAUGUUAAAGCAACACAGCUUGGGAAAUUAUUCAACAUUUUGUUUGUGGAGUGAAUCUGAUCUUUGAAUUAAACUUUUUAUCAGA